AGAGUGUUCAACAAGCGUACUAAGACCGUAGAGGAGUCUAUUCAUGUUGUCUUUGAUGAAUUUGAUGCUCGCUUGGCGAGAAAAGGUAUUGUUGAUAAUGUUGCAGGUUCUUAUGAUGAUGAUGAAGAAAUCGUUAAGGAAAAGGAACCGGAAGAAGAGAAAACGCAGGAACAAACGGAGCUUCCUAAGGAAUGGAGAUCAUUAAAGAACCACCCGAUUGACAAUGUCAUUGGUGAUAUAACGCAGGGAGUUUCUACUC
Cuscuta campestris is the source of this 259-nucleotide messenger RNA. The record is from the annotation of a GenBank genome assembly. Lineage: Eukaryota; Viridiplantae; Streptophyta; Magnoliopsida; Solanales; Convolvulaceae.